Messenger RNA from Ordospora pajunii, 1311 nucleotides. RefSeq names its product nop56p-like protein. Bases 1 to 1311 code for a protein of 436 amino acids. Gene Ontology annotation, cellular component: box C/D methylation guide snoRNP complex; small-subunit processome. Lineage: Eukaryota; Fungi; Microsporidia; Ordosporidae. The record is from RefSeq and is a predicted model, not a curated record. The transcript has a single exon. Gene Ontology annotation, molecular function: snoRNA binding.
AUGCUUGUGAUAAUGUGGUGUAGUAGUCGUAGUCCUGUAUAUUUUUGUGAUUUUUUGAAGCCGUUUGAAAUGAUAUAUUUGCUCGAGACUGCAGUUGGAUACGCAUUGCUUGACAGUGUCGAAGGGCAAGGGAAUGCCGAACUGCUUGGAGUGUAUAGAUUCAAGGAUAGUGACGAGGCGAUGGAAUCUUCCAGGCUUCUGAUCCAAGGAGCAGUUCCAUCGAGUCUAGAGAGUUUUAUCAGCUCUGUUGAGUCCAAGAGAAAGGAGAUACUGGGGGUGAAUGACCCAAAGCUUGUUGAGCGACUGCAGAAGAAGCUGGAUAGAAGGGUUGUGUAUGUGAAUGACGAGGUGCUGAGGAUUGCACGAUCUGAGGCAUACAAGUAUUUUGGAAUGAACAUUUCUGAGUAUUCCGAAAGGGUUGUUUGUAUUGCACACAAGAUAUGCAUGGGGAAGAUCCGGAUGGUGCCUGAGAAGAUAGACACGAUGGUGAUACAGUCUGUGAAUCUGCUAGGGGAUAUGGACAAGGACAUUAAUUUGCACUGCAUGAGGUUGAAGGAGUGGUAUGGGAUACACUUUCCGGAGCUGCAGAGAGUGUAUGAGAGCAACAAGGAGUAUCUUGUGGCGGCUGUUGAGAUUGGUAGAAAGGAAAGCAUUGAUGAGGAGAAGAUGAAGAGGCUUGAGGAGGUGAUUGGAGAGAAAGCAGAGCAAGUGAAGAGGCUUGCAGAAAGCAGCAUGGGGGUUGCGAUGGAUGAGAGUGACAUGCAGAGCAUUCUGGACGAUGCAAGGAGUGUACUAAAGAGCUUUGAGUUUCGAGACGAGCUAGAGAGGUACAUUUGUGUGAAGAUGCAAGGGCUGGCGCCGAACCUGAUGGCAUUGGUUGGGGAUGUGAUGGGAGCGCAGAUGAUAAGCAAGGCAGGGUCGCUGUCAAGCCUUGCGAAGAUGGCAGGAUCCACUAUACAGAUGAUGGGAGCGGAGAAGGCACUGUUCCAAGCACUGAAGGCGGAGACGAAUACGCCGAAGUAUGGGAUCAUAUAUGGAAGCUCGUUGGUUGGGCAAACGCCGUCGCAGCAUAAGGCGAAGAUAGCAAGGAGCCUGGCAUCGAAGAUUGGCCUGGCAGCCAGGAUUGACAUGUAUGGAGAUGACACGCAAAAGAGCCAUGGCGCACGAAUGAGAGAGCAAAUCAUGAAAAGAAUCAAGGACUUGGAGGGCCGAGGAGGCAAGAGCAGAAAAGCUGUGGGUAGGCCGAAGCAUGAGAUCAAGCCCAACUUCUAUGACGACUCAAGAGAUGUUAAGAAGGUUAAGUCGAAAUGA